This is a messenger RNA of Talaromyces stipitatus ATCC 10500, 330 nucleotides long. RefSeq lists its product as uncharacterized. The record is from RefSeq and is a predicted model, not a curated record. Bases 1 to 330 code for a protein of 109 amino acids. Lineage: Eukaryota; Fungi; Ascomycota; Eurotiomycetes; Eurotiales; Trichocomaceae. Gene Ontology annotation, molecular function: DNA binding; protein dimerization activity. The transcript has 2 exons.
AUGGCUGGCACCGAACCGUCCCGCGAAAGGACGAAGUAUCUGAAAAGAAAACAAACCUUACUGAAGAAAAUCUGGGAGCUUUCCACUUUCUGCGAUGUGGAAGUGCAUGUUAGGUUCAUGCAUGCUCUGGAGACUAUCAUCAUCGAUUCCACCGAUGACGCCCACUGGCCGUCUGAAGACGAAAUGGAGGAAACGGAAGAUCGCCCUAUCCAUCGCUACAACCUAGAAUCACUUGGACAGUACCUACGGGACAAGGAGGCCGAGGCUUUUCCACUUGAGCAGGACGAGAUUCAACUUCCUGAACCACCUCGACUCCGGCGAUUGUGGUGA